AGUGGAGAGCAGACUGGCAGCAGCUGGACUUGGAGGAAUGGGAGGCAAAGGAGGAGAUGUACACUCCUCAGUUAUUCUGCCAAGAGCUGAGCUGUAACACAACACAAAGUGGGGAGAGACAGUGAUAUUCAGACAUGUCCACGAGUCCUCACAGCCCUGCAAGGAGAGCCGCCCUGAGCCCAGCAAAAUAAUGAAAGGAACACAGAAGCAUCUUAGGAAGAAGGACGUGAGAUGGAGCAAAAAGGAAAGGAAAACCUUCCUAAUUCAAGAUUCCAGAGGACUAUCUUACCAUCUUUGAAGAGUCGCCGAUCAGUGGAAGUUGGGAAACAGGCAGGAAAAGGUCCUAAAGAAUGUGAGAAUAAGACAGAAUCUGUUUCCACCAAACAAGAAGUUGUGAGUGAUAUCAGCAAGGCAAAAGUCAUCGAAAGUUCUAACGUUUCAAGUGGUGGUGCCCCAUCAACCCGCAGACCACUCUGUGAUAACAAUCGGGCAUGGCUCAAGCAGAAACCAGCACCAGGCAAAGUGGUCAAGUCUUCAGCAGAGAGACUCACCCCAUCAGUCAGAUUGGAAGAGGACAGCACCAUCCAGCCCGCAGAAAUUAGGCCGAGAUUCCAUGUGCCAAGAGUUGCUGUGGGAAACACAGUUCCCCCACAAGAGGUUAAGAUAGUUUUGGAGACGAAAAAAAUCCCACUCAGAGGUGCAGUCUGCAGACAGCAAAAUACAAAACCCACAUCAGCCUGUACUGGAUCUUCCCUUCAGUCCAAGAUCUCAACCUCCACUGGAUCAUCUCUUCAGUCCAAGAUCUCAACCUCCACUGGAUCAUCUCUUCAGUCCAAGAUUUCAACCACCACUGGAUCAUCUUUUCAGUCCAAGAUCUCAACCUCUACCGGAUCAUCUCUUCAUUCCAAGACUUCAACCUCUAUUGGAUCAUCCCUUCAGUCCAAAACCUCAAACUCUGUUGGAUCAUCCCUUCCGUCCAAGACUUCAGCCUCUGCUGGAUCAUCCUUACCAUUAAAGACAUCCACUGAUUCAUCCUUGCCACCAAAGACUUCAAUAUCUACUGGAUCAUCCCUUAAGUCAAAUAUAUCUAUGGGGUCAUCCUCUCAAUCAAAGACAGGAUCUACUGGGUCAUCCUCUCAGUCAAAGGCAGGAACCACUGGAUCAUCUCCGCAGCCUGACACUUUAGCCUCCAUUCACCCUUCAAGUUCACAAAUAACUGCAGUUCAUGCAAAAUCAGUUUCAGUUUCAGUGGAAAAUGGCAGCACAAAUUCAUCUAGUCAUGCAGAAGUCAAAACUGCAGUGGAAACAAGUUCCAUUGCAACAGUCAAAUCCAGUACUCAAGAACCUUCACUAGAUGUGCCACCUUCAUCAUCUGUUGAUACUCAGGACAAACCAAGUACAGAGCUAAAAAACAUGGUCCCAUCACAGCCUCAAAUAAAUGAAGUUGAUGAAAGCAAGGAAAAAGAACAUGUUGCUUCAGUACAGUCUCAGACAGUAAAUGUAGCUCAUGAAAGUCAAGGUAAUGAACAAGUAACAUCCGCAGCUUCAGAGAAAAUAUUAUCUGAUGAGAACAAUAAAACUGCAGAUGCUAAAGAGUCUGCUAAAUCAGAGACAUCCAGCAACAGUGAUAAAGAGUCUGGCAAGAAAGAAGCAGACAGUAGAAAGGAGCUUUGGGCCUUGGAUAAUUUUGAGAUUGGCCGUCCACUGGGGAGAGGCAAGUUUGGUAAUGUCUACCUUGCAAGAGAGAAGUCAUCUCACGUGAUACUAGCUUUGAAGGUCAUGUUCAAAGCUGAUUUGUCUAAAGCUGGUAUCAGUCAUCAGGUUCAAAGAGAAGUUGAAAUUCAAACACAUCUAAGGCAUCCAAAUGUUCUCCGGAUGUAUGGGUACUUCCACUGCGAUAAGCGAGUGUACCUUCUCUUGGAGUAUGCUCGUCACGGGGAGCUGUACAAGGUGCUACGCUCUCAGCCCAACAGUCGCUUCACUGAAUACCAUUCUGCCAAUUAUAUUGCCCAGCUGGUAAGUGCACUAAAAUAUCUACACAGCAAAAAAGUUAUCCAUCGAGACUUGAAGCCAGAGAACAUCUUGAUUGCAGCUAAUGGUCAGCUGAAGAUUGCAGACUUUGGUUGGUCUGUCUGGUCUCCAAAUGAAAGGAGGACAACUCUUUGUGGCACUUUGGAUUAUCUACCUCCUGAGAUGAUUGAAGGCUGCAAGUAUGAUGAAAAAGUUGACAUCUGGUCCCUUGGAGUCUUGUGCUAUGAGUUUGUGUGUGGGAAACCUUCCUUUGAAGCUGCCAAGAAGUCAGAAACUUUCAAAAGAAUUGCUCGAGUUGAUAUUCGGUUUCCUCAGUUCUUGACAGAUGAAGUUGUUGAUUUGAUUUGCAAGCUGCUGCGCUAUAAUCCCAAGGAACGCCUCUCUUUAGAUGCAGUAAUGGACCAUCCAUGGAUCAAGAAACACUACAACCCUGAUGUUCCACCUCCAAACCCAUGUGCAAAUUAAAAGUUUGCCCAUCUAAGUGUGUGUGUGUGUGUGUGUGUUUGUGUGUGUGUGUGUGUGUGUGUGUGCUGGAGUUCUAUAGAAAUGUAGAAGAAUGCCUUGUAAUUCUGUAUUUAGAAUAGUACAGUUGGUGUACUCCAUACUCACAUAAUUCUUAGCAAUGGUUGUUUUUACUUCAGUAUUUACUCGGUUUAAUGCAGCAAGACCAGAAUGUGAAGAACACUUAGCCUGGUGUAAUCCACAGCAAAAUCAUGCCAUAAGAGUCCAGAU
This is a messenger RNA of Scylla paramamosain (green mud crab), 2763 nucleotides long. RefSeq lists its product as uncharacterized. Gene Ontology annotation, biological process: mitotic spindle organization; regulation of cytokinesis; protein phosphorylation. Bases 232 to 2496 code for a protein of 754 amino acids. The transcript has 12 exons. The record is from RefSeq and is a predicted model, not a curated record. Gene Ontology annotation, molecular function: protein kinase activity; ATP binding. NCBI's taxonomy places the organism in Eukaryota, Metazoa, Arthropoda, Malacostraca, Decapoda, Portunidae. Gene Ontology annotation, cellular component: spindle midzone; spindle pole centrosome; chromosome passenger complex.